GUUUGUUUUUCUUAAGCAUCCUUCAGCCAUUAUGGACUCAACACAACAAAAUAUGUACGGACAUCAUCCACCCACCUCAUCACCACCACAAGCCGACUUUACAGCAGAGCCUCCAAAAGAUACAAAAGCACCUUGGCAAGCACCAAUUUCACCCAAAGGAGAAAGUACAUGGGAUCAUUCACAAGCUUCACGAGAACAUCCAGAAUGGUAUACAACCGCCCAUGGCACCACGGAUCGAUGGGAACAACAUCCUCCUCUUGAAGAACCUACUUCCACUGAACAACAACAAAAAAGAAAUCAUCACCGAAGACAAACUCAGGAUCAUCCGAGGAGGUUUAUGGAAUAUGGUCAUACUGUUCAACAUCCUCCUUCUCGACGCUCCAUUCAUCGUGAUCUCAAUAAUAUAUAG
Messenger RNA from Halteromyces radiatus, 409 nucleotides. RefSeq lists its product as uncharacterized. The record is from RefSeq and is a predicted model, not a curated record. NCBI's taxonomy places the organism in Eukaryota, Fungi, Mucoromycota, Mucoromycetes, Mucorales, Cunninghamellaceae. The transcript is spliced from 2 exons. Bases 32 to 409 code for a protein of 125 amino acids.